Paraphaeosphaeria sporulosa is the source of this 414-nucleotide messenger RNA. RefSeq lists its product as uncharacterized. NCBI's taxonomy places the organism in Eukaryota, Fungi, Ascomycota, Dothideomycetes, Pleosporales, Didymosphaeriaceae. The annotation marks the transcript as partial. The record is from RefSeq and is a predicted model, not a curated record. The transcript has a single exon.
AUUCAUAUUGGAUCCAUAUUCUACGGCCUCGUGGUUAUGUGCCUCAAGAUUGCGAUCCUGCUGGACUGGCUGAGGCUGUUUGUGCAGCAGGGACAACGCUGGAUGUUCUGGACCUUACAUGCUUUAAUAUGGGCCAACAUCAUUUACUACGGGUCGGGUACGUUGAUAGAAGUAUGGCGCUGCCACCCACACGAAAAGAUCUGGAAUCCGCUAUUCGAGGGCGGCAGUUAUCCCAUUAAUAUUGGAGCGAACAAUUUUGUUUCUGGAAUUGUCAACAUUCUAUCCGACUUCGCCAUAUUGCUACUACCACAGCGGAGGACCUGGAAAUUGCACAUCUCUCGCCCUAAACGACUCGGCGUAUCGCUGCUCUUUGCAAAUUGGACUGUUGUGAGUACCACCUCUAAUGUUUCAUGA